Bradysia coprophila is the source of this 2655-nucleotide messenger RNA. It is a transcript of the gene RIC-3, whose product is annotated as RIC3 acetylcholine receptor chaperone. Lineage: Eukaryota; Metazoa; Arthropoda; Insecta; Diptera; Sciaridae. Gene Ontology annotation, cellular component: intracellular membrane-bounded organelle; neuronal cell body; neuron projection. The record is from RefSeq and is a predicted model, not a curated record. Gene Ontology annotation, biological process: synaptic transmission, cholinergic; protein localization to cell surface.
GCAGUUAGAUUCUAUAACACGAACGGAUGGGUCGCUCUUAAGUUUUAUUAAGACGAAACGUAUCUUUAAGCGCCGAACUGUUUUUUUAUUUUUGUAUUUUUUUGUCCGAAAAGAACAUUUUUAAUAAACGAGAAAUAUUGUGUGAAUUGAUGGGAAAAUAAGAUUGGUGAUUUGUAGUGCGCGUUAUGAUUUUGCACUUAAUGGAAUUAAUUUUAUGAAUCAGAUGUACCGCCAACACUAAGUAUUACGCAUUAUUUGAAGGAAUAAAGAAACGUUAAUGUGAAAAAAGAAAAUGUUUUCUAAUUGAGUGAGUGAGUGAAAAACUAGAAAGAAAUUACCGUAGACACCAAAAUGGCCACUUCUGCGACACCUUCCAAUGGGGGAUUGGGAACGAAAAAAUCAGUUUUCGUUCUGAUAACAGUCGUCGGAUGUAUUGCAAUAUUAUGGCCAAAAAUUCUUUAUUUUGCCAUGUUUGGCGGCCAACAGACCAGCAAGGCUUUCAUUAAAGAUCAUCGGAGCGGAACAGGAUGUUGUGAUGUCGUAUUGGACCAAGACAUUUCUGCAAAUAUUUCCGAAGCCAUCGCUCAUCCGGGUUUCAGAAAACGCCUCAAUUUAAUUACUGGUGAAAUGAGCUUACGUCAGGAACGUCCACCACAUUUACGACCGGAUGGUAUUCAUCCAGCCAUGCGUGAGCGUGGUCGAGCCAUACCAGCAACAUCAACAGUGCCAAUAGUAGUGGAAGAAAAGCCCAUUCCGGCUACCGCUACACGAAUCGUCGAAGGACGUCCAGGACCGAUACCUGGGAUGCGUCCACCGAUGGGUGCAGGCUCGAAUCAUCAAGCCAACCACAAAGGGAAUAGUUUAGGUUUCAUAAUGCCACUUUAUACAGUCGGGAUUGUUGCAUUUUUUGUUUACACCAUCAUGAAGCUCGUCAUGAAGAAACCCAUCAAUAACACACCAUAUGCUGAAGCCAUUAAAUCGAAGCCUGAAUUUCAGGAUCAGGUAUUCGGUCAGGACAAAAGUGUCUAUAAGAAGAGUGAUGCAAGCCUAACAAACAUAGGAUGGAAGGACCAUGACACAAGAUGGCAUAUUAAUGGGAAUAAGCGUAACGCCGUUGACCUAUACGCAGCUAACCUUCAUCGCGCUCCCAAUGAUAGUGAGCUCGAAUAUCAAAUGAGGGAAACUGAGCAGUUGCUGGAAAUUAGUUUAUUAAAGAAAAAACUUUUGGAAACUGAACAAGCAAUGUCACGCAUCAUUGCCGAUAUGGGUUCAAUUUCAAAAGGCCAGGAUAUUACUGGCGAUCGCAAUUUACAUGCAACUAAUGGAAAUUUGAAAGUGUCUCCAGAAGAUCCGGCCAAUACUGUAAAGGAAGAUGAAGAAGUUAUACGCAAACUGAAUGAAAAGAUUAAGAUUUUAGAAAAUGGUGCGACCAAAUCGAAUGAUUUGAAGACGAAGGAUAUCCACAAUGAUAAAUCCGUGAAGGUGAUGGGAAUGGAAACCACAGAGAGCUGCGAAGGAGGGCGAAAAUGGUUACGCCCUUCAACGCCAUCAUACCAUGCCGUGAACAAUGAAAAACCAGACGCAGAGCCGCAGGCAAUAUUCUUGGAAGGCUCAUUGCCGCACGAUUCACAAAUUCUAGUUGCUGAUUCUGAGACAAAAACCGAAAAUGUCUUCGACGACGAUUUGGAUGGUGGUAAAGAAGAGCCAGCGGUUGUGAUUUGUAGUAAAAUGACCCUUUCACUGAUCAACAUGGAUCCGGUCGAUAAAAGCGGACGAAAUGCCAGCAACGACUAUGAUGAGAUUGAUGAUGACGAGGCAGAGAUCGAUGAUGACGAUGUUGAAGAGGUCGAAGAAAUUGAAGAUGAAGAAGUUGAAGAAAUUGAAGAAGUGGAAGAAAUCGAAGAAGCUGAAGACAGCGAAGAUGAGAAAGAAGUAGCGAUAGCAAAGAAAAGAGACGAGAAAGUAUCAAACGAAAAAGCCAAAUCGAAUGGAAAAGUUGAUAAAGUUGAAGAAGAAAGCGGCAGCGAAGAAGAAGUUGAAGAGGAAGAGGAGGUUGAAGAGGAAGAAGUGGAAGAAAGUGAAACUAGUGGCGACGAAUUAAAAUCUUAAGAAAUUGGUUGGUAGUGGAAGAGUCUUGACAUUGGUGAUUGGCAGUCAUAUAAAUAGCCUUAACUUCUAGUUCGCGAGACAUGCAAAACAUGGUAGCAAAAUAGAUCUAUUUCUUGUGGAAUAUGUAGUGACCCCUUCGAUCGUAUUCAUCAUAAAGAUGGACGUCCCAACACAAUUUUUGUUCGACUUAAAUGUUGUAAAAAUUGAAAAUUAAUUUUUUUAUGUGGUAAAUUGCUUGUUGCUCAAAGUGAAUAAAAUUGUAAAACAAAAUGGAAUUUAUAAUUUUAUUAUCUUGUUAUAUUCUUGCUUAAGUUUGUUAAAACAUUUUUGUUGUUUUUUUAAAUUAUUAUUGUUUAUUUAGUUAUACGAUGAAUUCUCUUUUUGGAACAUGUACAUGCAACUGUGUAACAUUAAUUUAUUUUAAUAAUUUAGUUUAUUAUUAGUACAAUGGUGUAAUGGAUAGACAACAUUUCCUGUAACAUUUUGGGUUUUCUUUUUGUAAAUAAUGUGAAAUCCUUUUUUCAAAAAUAUAAAGAAGAGAAAAAA